AUGGCAAACCAUUUAUCGAAGAUGAACGUCGACCUCCUCUCGGUGGUUAACACGUCUCUAGUUUCAUACAUCAAAGCAAUCGCUCUUGUCACUAUCCUCAUAUUCCUGCUCAACGAGCUAUACCGAUGGUCCAUCCGCGUUCGGGGAAUCCCAGGUCCCAGAGGUCUUCCUAUCGUCGGAAAUCUUCAUCAAAUUGGCAAGAAAGUUAUACCACCUGAACAAUACAGAUUAUGGUCUUUGAAAUACGGCCCUGUAUUCCAGAUUCAGCUAGGGAACAAGCCCAUCUUGGUCAUCAACAGCGCAGCAGCCGCGAAGGAUUUACUGAUCAAGGAGAGCGGUUCGCUGAAUUCGCGGCCUCUAUUCUAUGUGUUUCAUAAAUUUGUUAGUAAAGAGAUUGCGAGUAUUGGGACUAGCCCUUGGGACGAGAGCUGCAAGAAGAGAAGAAAAGCGGCUGCUUCGGCUUUGAAUGUGGUCCAGGUUGACUCGUACGCUCCGAUCUUAAGAUUGGAGUCAAGUGAAUUUAUCCAUGAACUGCGCAAAGCAUGUGAUAACGGUCGCACAGCAUUAAACUUUUUAUCUUAUGCCCGACGAUUUUCUAUGAAUCUAUCCUUGACACUCAAUUACGGAACCAGGGCCGACAAUCAAAAAGACUUUGAGGGUAAUUCUAUGAUUACCGAAAUCAACGAUGUUGAGAGUAAUAUUGGCAAAUACCGGUCGACUUCAAGUAACAUCAAGAACUAUGUGCCGCUGUUACGCUUACUUGACCCGAUCAUGCUCAUGAUUCCGGGAAAUCCCCUGCAGAAAGCAUUGGAUAUCGGACGACGACGUCUAAGAUACCACGGAGCACUUUUAGAGGGACUGAAAACGGAAAUCAAUCAAAAGACCGACAAACCUUGUAUUCAAGGCAACAUGCUAAAAAAUCCGGAUACGAGAAGUUUGACGGAUUUGGAGCGUCUCAGCGUGAGCCUGAGCAUUAUGGCGGGCGCCGACAGCAAUACACCAACGGUUGCGUGGGGAAUUAUUUUUCUGGCUCAUCAUCCAGAAAUACAAGAAAAGGCCUUCCAGGAGAUCAAGAAGUCCCAUAUCCUUGACGCUGAUCCAUUUGGAAACGGUAAAGUACCGUAUGUCGAUGCCGUUACCAAGGAGCUGGGUAGAUACUACACAAUUCUUCGCCUCGCCAUGCCGAAAGAGGUAACAGCACCAGUUGUGUACAAUGGCGUUACGAUCCCGAAGGGCACUAUGAUCAUUCUGAAUUCAUGGGCAUGCAAUCGAGAUCCUGAACUAUUCGAAGAUCCAUAUGAUUUCAAACCCGAACGCUGGAUCGCAGGUUCCGAGUCGCAUCAACAAGCCCACCAAUUCGCCUUUGGAAUGGGUUCACGUAUGUGUGUGGCAGCGAACCUAGCGCAUAAAGCCCUCUAUCUUGCCUUCCUUCACCUCAUUGCGCAUUUCAAAAUUCUCCCAGCUACAGAUGACGAGCCAGCUAGUGUGGCAGAUCCCAUUACUGGCGGUGGGGGAGCUAGUUCAGUAUCGACGCCACCGUUACACACGCGGGCAAGGUUUGAGCCACGCAAUGCGUUCAAAAUUGAUCUCUAA
Molecule: messenger RNA, 1593 nt
Organism: Talaromyces amestolkiae
Lineage: Eukaryota; Fungi; Ascomycota; Eurotiomycetes; Eurotiales; Trichocomaceae
Exons: 5
Coding region: 1-1593 (530 amino acids)
Molecular function (GO): iron ion binding; monooxygenase activity; oxidoreductase activity, acting on paired donors, with incorporation or reduction of molecular oxygen
Source: RefSeq, a predicted model, not a curated record